Molecule: messenger RNA, 2336 nt
Organism: Sardina pilchardus (European sardine)
Lineage: Eukaryota; Metazoa; Chordata; Actinopteri; Clupeiformes; Clupeidae
Gene: lamp3
Product: lysosomal associated membrane protein 3
Exons: 6
Coding region: 1125-1901 (258 amino acids)
Biological process (GO): establishment of protein localization to organelle
Cellular component (GO): late endosome membrane; plasma membrane; lysosomal membrane
Source: RefSeq, a predicted model, not a curated record
UACUGCAGAAAGCAGUUCAGGCCUCCACUACCUCCAGUGCAAAUGUUUACCAAUCCAUGCAACCCUUCAUCAGAUACUUGAAAAAUCAAUAAUGCAACCUCAGAUAUUCUGAGUUUAAAGUGAAGAAAUAACAGCAACAGUAAGUAAACGUUUGUGAAGUUUGACUCUAACACAAAACAAAUGGAUCUAAUCGUGACUACCCUAAAUUAUUUAUGACCUUUAGAUUUAGCACAUUUGGGAAAGCAGUGGCAUUCUUAAACAGCAAAUGUAAUUGGCAAAAUAUACUUCCAGUAUUUUAAUAUGGUGUUUAUAUUUAAAAAGGAUAUGUAGGUAUAUCAUGUAAUAAUGUUGAGACAGCAUCAUUCCAUAUGUUCAUAUUAGCUCAUUCACGGUUUAGGUCCAAUUGUUUCAUUAGAUGUCCAACGCAGCAAGCACAACUUGUAGUGCAGGCUUCAUAUAGGAACAUGGCUUAAUCUUCACUGUUUUGCAGAUACCUUGUUACAUUAAUCACAUUGACAAACUCUGCCAUUGUGUGCUUAAGUGGAUACUUUGUACUUCUCUACCUUUGACCCAGAGUGCUCCCAAAUAUCCGCCUACACUAUUUGAUUUCCUCCAUCCUCUUGGGUUAAACCAAAUUAUAUGCAGUAGCUGUGCAGGUUUUGUUAGAAACAUUUGGAAGACUAAUUUGUUUGUGCACACAGUACAAAGUGGACACACGGUGUAAACCUUGGAUUGAGAAAGGCAAAUUGUCCAAGGUUGCAAAUAUAUUGUCCUGAUAUGGAACCACUGGAGGAGCUUCUAAUAAGAGGUUUCCAGCUAAUUUUACCCUCUUAAUGACUUUAAAACCUAUUUGAUAUUCACUACAUAUUCUCUCUUUUUUAUAUAUACAAAUCUUAACAAAAACAAAAAAACAAAUUUGAUCAAAUCUUAUCUAAUGUAGUGACAAAUGAAACAGGCCUUUUGAGAGUGGUUGAGCUUUAACCACUUCCUGCAUGUCUGAGCACAAUAACUGACCACAUCACAAGUAUGCUCCUCCCAGGCAGCUAGAGUGUCUUUUACACUCAUGUAGCUUUUAAGAGCGGGACAAAUACAUCUCACUACUAGACCAAACAACAGGCACCAGCAUGAGAAUACAUGAGUCAAGAGGAGUCAACACACUUGCAAAAUGGCUUCUCCUAUCAUUGUUUUUUCUACUAACAGGAAGCACACCAACAUCUGAGGCAGACAUUGCAGUUGAUGCAGAUGCGACCCCCUCACCUUGUGGCAUGAGCAAGAGGUCUCUGCAGCCCAAACCAUCACCACCAUGUCCUUACAGCUAUGAAUUAAAGAACCGUGAUGGAAAUGUGUGCUUGAAAGCUGUUUUGGGAGUGCAGUACAUGGUAACAUUGAAAAAGAAAUUCUACUAUUUCAACAAUCCCCAAACAACCCGUGCUACUGGAUACUGUGGGAAUCAGACGGCUGUUCUCUCAUUGGAAUCUAAUGAGAUGUAUCUUGAGUUCACUUUUGUUAAGAAGUCCAAGGAGUAUUACACCCACAAGUUACGAGCUCGUUUGGGGCCCAUUUCUGUGUAUGAUAAUAAUAAAUGCGAAAAUUACUCAUAUCCUGAGACAGUGAACAAUGAACAAUUGUUCAAAACCACAACAGGACUCAGUUUUAAAUGUAAAUCACAGCUGGUGGUCAAGAUGUCCCCAAACCUUAGGCUUAAAAUUAUGUCCGCACAGUUUCAGCCUUUUGAUUUGUCAAAUGGGCAGUUUGGAAAAGACUUUGAAUGCUGGCAGGACUACAUCAACCGCAUCAUACCCAUUAUAGUCGGGGCCAUAGCUGUGGGAAUCCUCCUGAUUGCCACAGUAUCUUACUUAGUUGUUCGUGAAUAUCGCCAUCGGAAUUAUGAAAGCAUGUGAUGUAGCCUAACACAAACAAACUGGAUUUAUGUAUUCUUUUUGUAUCAACCUUCAUUUGAAAUAUUGAAAAUCAAGAGGAAAGAAUUCAAAAGAAUAAAAAUAGCUAUUUCAAUCGUUUUCAACAUCAUCUAUGUCCGUAGGCUAGGCCUACAUCAAUCGCCUAUGCUAAAAUAUUUGGGCUAUGUACAUUUUCAAAAAUAUUUAUAUCUGCAUCACAACUGUUACAAAAAAUAAAUCUCAUCCUACAUUGUUGAAGAACAGAAACACUCCACCGUAAUCUAAUCUACCAUCGUGUCAAGCCUACAACAGUGAAGCACUACCAUUCUCUGCACGUUAGCAAAGGAACAUUACACAAAGUGAGAUAAAUUACACAGAAAUGCACAGAAAUAUUUCUUUGUGGCUGUACUGAAAUAAAGUGGUUUGAUUGUGAUUCAG